This is a messenger RNA of Ilex paraguariensis (yerba mate), 804 nucleotides long. The record is from the annotation of a GenBank genome assembly. NCBI's taxonomy places the organism in Eukaryota, Viridiplantae, Streptophyta, Magnoliopsida, Aquifoliales, Aquifoliaceae.
AUGGAAACUGUAGGGCCAUGUCCACAGCCUAAUAGGCAAACUAUUGAGCUAUCUGGCCUUGACAGGCUAUCACCAGCAAUUCUCUAUACUAUCUUCUUCUAUGAGUAUCAUUUUAGCACCGAGUCAUAUUCUGAGGCAGAAGUUGUUGUUGAGAGAGCCAAGAAAGCUCUGGAGAAGGUACUCAUUUCAUGGUUUCCGACUGCUGGAAGGUUUAGAAUCAACAAAACGACAGGAAAGCUCGAGAUCGACUGCAACAACGAAGGAGUCACCAUGAUAACUGCAGCAACCAAUUCCAAGCUUGAGGAGCUCGGUAGGUUAAACGAAUACAAGCCAUGCUAUGAAAAGCUGGUUUCGCAGCUUCCUAAAGCUGAUGAUAUUUCAAAAAUUCCACUAGUUGUUGUGCAGAUAACAAAGUUUGCUUGUGUAGGGAUUUUGGUCGGUUUUGGUAGUAGCCAUGCUUUGUUUGAUGGUCAAGGAGCAUUCAACUUUCUUGCAUCUUGGUCUCAUAAAUCAAGUGGAAAAGAUGCAUCAGAUCUUCCUUUACCCAACCAUUCAAGGAAUCCUAUCUAUUUAUCUGAUUCAAGCUCUACAUCUGAUUCAAGCUCUACAUCUGCUUCAAUAUAUGAACAAGACCAUAUAGUGCCAUUCAAGAUCUAUACACCAUACCUAUGCAAGCCAUGGCAUCUGAUGAUAGAUGUUGGGAAAGUGCUCUUGCAAAAUUCAGCCAAAUUGAUCGAAAAGGCAGACUCAAACUCCUUACUGUGUGCAUUAGGAAGGAAGUUGUCGAGACAUGGAAUGGACUAG